AUGGAACAAGCACGACGACCCACGUCCAGCAAGGACACGGAUCAGACCCUUGACACGGAAGUCUACCAGCCUAAUACUACGGGUGGUGGGAUUCCCGCUGUCGGAGAAUCGCAAUCGGACAAUGGAAGUGACCCAGGUGUCGUUCCAAUGAACGAAAACGAAUUUGAACGUACCGCCAUUCGAUGCUUUCGUUACUUCAUCAUCGUGUUGAUGUUGAGUGCUACGAUUGCCGCCGGUGUGGCAAGUUACAAUUAUUUACACGGGGAAGAAGGACGAGACUUUCAAAAGGAGUUUGACAUUGUUGCGGAUGACAUUCGUCUCUUGAGUUCCGACCGUCUCGAUGCCUUUCGAGCCGACUUUCGAUCCUUAUCCUGGACUAUUACCGGUUUGGCCAAGUCGUCCAAUGCCACUUGGCCAUUCUACACGGACGUUAACUUUCCAGUCAUUGUUUCUAAUUUUCGCAAAACGACCGGAACGGGCAUGAUUGCCCUGAGUCCCAUUGUUCACAACAUUGUGGAACAAUUCCAAUGGACCAACUAUUCCCAAACUCAUCAAGGAUGGAUUCAAGAUCAUUUGGACUUUCAAGCCAAGAAGACUACUAUUGCUGCGGAAGAGGAAAAUGUCGUCUUUAACAAUAACAACAACGAAAUGGAUGACAUUUAUCCUGGAAUCUUUCGCUGGACGGAUCAAGGCCGUGUCCGAGAAGAUGGAGUGGGUCCCUUUUUACCACUCUGGCAAAUGAUGGACGCUCCUCAAGAUCCCUCCAACAUUAACUUGAAUUUGUUGUCGGACGAUGCCUACAAGCAAGUCUUUGAUGCCGUCCUGGCCCAAAAGUCCCCCAUUAUGACGGACAUUUUUGACGAUAUGUUGCCGGAAUUGAAGGAAUCCAACAAUGAGGAUGAGGAGGAGGAUCUUCCCAUGUCGCUCUUUGUGCAUCCCGUCUACCAAGAUGUCACCCAGCAACAAAUCGUGGCCAUUUUGACCGCCAGCAUUGUGUGGUCGCCUCUCUUUGUAUUGGCCAGUGACGAAGCAACUCCACCCGUCGACGUUGUUAUUGAAGAAGGCUGCGAUCGCAAACUUACCUUUCAAGUGACGGGCCCCAAUGUCGAAUUCAAAGGCUAUGAGGAUCUUCAUGAUCCGGCCUAUGAUGGGUACGAAACUUCGUUUGAUUUGGCACACUCCAUUCGUACGCAUUAUGUGACCGAAUUUGAGGGUUGUGAGCAUGGCAUUUCCAUCUACCCCACCAAAGGAUUUUGGGACCAAUACCACACGACAGCUCCAGCCUCGACGACGGGUAUCAUUGUGGGAGCCUUUUUGUUCAUGUGCAUCAUCUUUUAUCUAUAUGAUGCCGCCGUUCACAUGCGUCAAAAACGGAUCCUUCGCGUGGCCUCCCAAUCCGAAAAGAUUUUGAGCGUCCUCUACCCCAAGACCAUUCGAGACCGUCUCUUUGGAAUGGAAGACAAGGCAGAAGAAGAACAACCAAAAGGAGGCAAAAAGGGUGGUCGCAAGAGAUUGAACGAUGACUUGAUCAAGGCCACCAAGUACCAAUUGAAACAAUACAUGAAGUCUUCUCCGGGACAGUUGGAUGGUGUCACUGGUGGAUUUGAUUCCAAACCGAUUGCUGACUUGUUUUUGGAUGCUACCGUCCUAUUUGCCGAUAUUUCUGGUUUCACAGCAUGGAGUUCCGUCCGAGAACCGACCCAAGUCUUUACCUUGCUUGAAAGUGUCUACCGAGCCUUUGAUGUCAUUGCUCGACGUCGCAAAGUCUUCAAGGUGGAGACUGUUGGAGAUUGCUACGUGGCUGUGACUGGGUUGCCUGAACCAACCAAGGACCACGCCAGAAUCAUGGCGUUGUUUGCCAAGGAGUGUGUCACCCGUUUCGAAGAAUUGGUGGGCAUGUUGGAAACUACCUUGGGUCCCGAUACGGGGGAUCUUGGUAUUCGUGUGGGGAUUCAUAGUGGUCCCGUGACGGCCGGUGUCUUGCGUGGGGACAAGUCACGGUUCCAGCUCUUUGGAGAUACGGUCAAUACCGCCUCCCGGGUGGAAUCGACUGGAAAGCGCAACAUGAUUCAUGUUUCGGAAGAGACUGCUUUUCUCUUGACCGCCGCUGGCAUGCAAGACCAACUGAAGCGUCGUGAAGAAUUGGUGUCGGCCAAGGGCAAGGGAAAGCUCCUAACCUUUUGGCUCAAGGUGGAUCGCAAGGAGCCCGAACAAUCCGAAUACAUGCACAACAGGCCACAUGACGGAUUCCAAAAUGGAGACGGUGCAUUCGUCAACAAACCUACCAACUACAACAAUACUUGUCUCAAUACCGAUGCCAGUAACUACGAAGCCAUUGAGGAAAUGCUUUCUCCAAGAGUACGACGAUUGUGUCAAUGGAAUGUCGAUAUUCUGGCACGUCAUUUGAAACAAAUUGUUGCUCAUCGCGAUGCCCAAGGACCUAUGAACCAAAACUACAACGAAGAAUUGUCAAGACGCGAAGUUUCCAUUUGCCGACAAAUGGAUGUCCUGGACGAAGUUGUUGAAAUUAUUCCAUUGCCUGGUUUUGACCCCAAUGUGUACAAGCGUCAAAAAGAUCCCAACGACAUUGAAUUGCCCGAAGUUGUCAUGAAGCAGAUUCGUUUGUAUGUGGCUUGUAUUGCUGCCAUGUACCAUGACAACCCAUUCCACAACUUUGAACACGCAAGUCACGUCAUGAUGUCUGUUUCCAAGUUGUUGUCACGUAUCGUCGCCGCCGAUGACAUUUUGAAUGAAGACGAAAAUGCCGCUGAAGCCAAUGACUUUGGCUGGUCCAUUCACGAUCACACCUAUGGUAUCACAUCGGAUCCCAUGACCCAGUUCAGUGUUAUUCUUGCAGCCAUGGUUCAUGAUGUCGAUCACACUGGAGUCUCCAAUGCGCAAUUGGUCAAUGAAAACCACCGAUUGGCUGCCAUGUUUGACAAUAAGAGUAUUGCCGAGCAGAACUCCAUGGUUUUGGCCUGGGACAUUUUGAUGGAUUCUCGAUUCCAUGACUUCCGCCGAACGAUUUAUGCGGCUCCCUUUGAAUUGGAUCGAUUCCGUCAACUCAUGGGCAAUACAGUCAUGGCCACAGAUAUCAUGGACAAGGAACUGCAAGCCCUUCGACGCAAUCGUUGGGACAAGGCCUUCAAUUCUGUCAACAUCACGAACGAUAGCAUUGUUGAUCCACAUGCUUCCAUGGUGGUUCCCGAAGGUACCAAGGACAAGGUGAACCGGAAGGCUACCAUUGUGAUUGAGCAUUUGAUUCAAGCUUCUGAUGUGGCGCACACGAUGCAGCAUUGGCACAUUUACCAAAAAUGGAACGAGCGACUUUUUGCCGAAAUGGCGCUCGCCUACAAGGCUGGACGAUUGGGGUUCAAUCCGGCCGAAAAGUGGUACCAAGGGGAAAUUGGUUUCUACGAUCACUACAUCAUCCCGUUGGCCAAGAAGUUGAAGGAUUGUGGUGUCUUUGGAGUGGCAUCUGAUGAGUAUUUGAACUACGCCAUGGAGAAUCGUCAAGAAUGGGAAGAAAAGGGCCAUGGCUUUGUAGCUGAGUUGACAGCCAAGUACAUGGGGGAUGUCCAAAAGGAGGAAGAAAAGGUCGAACCCCAACCAGACAAGCCAACAGCCAUUGCGGCACCACCGGCCAAGACGGAUGAAACGGGCAGUGUCACUUCGCAAGUGAGUGAAGCAAUCAGCGCCAUGUCGGGGAGUGUUGGUAGCGGCACGCAGGUGGAGAUUGUAUGA
Cylindrotheca closterium is the source of this 3744-nucleotide messenger RNA. Lineage: Eukaryota; Bacillariophyta; Bacillariophyceae; Bacillariales; Bacillariaceae. The record is from the annotation of a GenBank genome assembly.